Molecule: messenger RNA, 746 nt
Organism: Aspergillus brunneoviolaceus CBS 621.78
Lineage: Eukaryota; Fungi; Ascomycota; Eurotiomycetes; Eurotiales; Aspergillaceae
Product: glutathione S-transferase family protein
Exons: 5
Source: RefSeq, a predicted model, not a curated record
CCAUGACCAAGCCCAUCACCGUCUGGAUGACACCUCCCGGUCCUAAUCCCUGGAAGGUCGUCCUCAUCCUCGAAGAACUUCAAGUCCCCUACGAGAUCCAAUCCUUCAAGUUCGACGAUGUGAAAAACCCACCCUUCAUCAACAUCAACCCCAACGGCCGCGCCCCAGCAAUCGUCGACCCCAACACAAACCUGACUCUCUGGGAAUCCGGCGCCAUCAUCCAAUACUUGAUCGACGUCUACGACACCGACCACAAACUCAGCUUCCCCAGUCUCCCCGAGCGCCACCUCUGCAACCAAUACCUCCAUUUCCAGAUGAGCGGACAGGGCCCGUACUUCGGCCAGGCGGCGUGGUUCACCGUCCUCCACCCCGAAAAACUCCCCAGCGUGAUCGACCGCUACGUCACCGAAGUCCGCCGCAUCCUGGGGGUGCUGGACACGGUCCUCGCGGACAAAACCUGGCUCGUGGGGGACAAGCUGACGUUCGCGGACCUGACGUUCGUACCGUGGAACGGGCGGCUGAAUUACCUGCUCCCGGAGGCCGAGCAGGAUCUGGCGGCGUGGCCCAAUGUGCAGGCGUGGCAGCGGCGGAUGGAGGCGCGGCCGGCCUGGCGGACGUGCAUCGAGCGGCGGGAUCGCCUGAUGGAUGAGCAGGGGUUGCAGCCGAAUGGGAUGCCCAAGGGGGUGAGUAAUAUUCGAGAGUAUGAGGAGUUGAUUGCGCGGAAUGCAGAGGGGCGAAAGGAAUAG